Molecule: messenger RNA, 1443 nt
Organism: Coccidioides posadasii C735 delta SOWgp
Lineage: Eukaryota; Fungi; Ascomycota; Eurotiomycetes; Onygenales; Onygenaceae
Gene: UTP6
Product: U3 snoRNP protein
Biological process (GO): maturation of SSU-rRNA from tricistronic rRNA transcript (SSU-rRNA, 5.8S rRNA, LSU-rRNA)
Cellular component (GO): small-subunit processome; Pwp2p-containing subcomplex of 90S preribosome
Molecular function (GO): snoRNA binding; protein binding
Source: RefSeq, a predicted model, not a curated record
AAACAGCGAUAGAGUGCGGGAGAAGCUCUUGACUUGCGGGUGACAGAGUCAGUCAUGGCGGCAGCGAGCGACAAAGCUCGAUUCUAUCUCGAGCAGUCGAUCCCAGAGCUGAAGGAGUAUGAAAACAAAAAGAUCUUUUCCAAGGAUGAGAUCGCAUCGAUCACGAAGAAACGAUCCGAAUUCGAACAUAAGAUCAAUGCGCGUGCUCCGUCACCUGUAGACUUUGCUCGCUAUGCCGAAUACGAGAUGAACCUGGACUCUCUUCGGCGGAAGAGAGUAAAACGCCUAGGGAUCAAGGCGCCGGCGCAUUCAGGGCAAAGAAGAAUAUUUUUCAUUCUCGACCGGGCAACACGGAAAUUCCACGGUGAUAUUGGCCUGUGGAUGCAGUACAUCGAUUAUGCCCGAAAACAGCGCGCGCAUAAAAAGCUAGCGCAAAUCUUCACCAAUGUUUUGCGCCUCCACCCCACAGAGGCAGCACUGUGGAUCGGCGCUGCACGGUACGCUCUCGACGAACAUGCAGACAUGACACAGGCCCGUGGUUACAUGCAGCGAGGGCUACGGUUUUGCAAGAGCUCGAGAACGAUGUGGUUACAGUAUGCGAAGCUGGAGAUGAUCUAUAUAGCCCGGAUUGCCGCUAGACAUAAGAUCCUCGGUUUGGACAGCGGAACCCAAACGAAGGCCAUUCGGUCCGGUGAUGAUACAGAGACAGAUGCACCAAAGUUGAAUGACGGAGAUGUCAAUCCGACGCUGGAGAAUGACGAAGUUGAUGAAGCUGCGCUUGAAACGCUAAAUUCUACCCCUGCCUUGUCCGGAGCGAUCCCGAUUGCCGUUUUCGACGCGGCAAUGAAACAAUUCAAUGAAGACAGUGGCCUCGGUUACGAUUUCUUCAGCAUUUUUACCGAAUUUGAAGACAUGCCUUGUCUUAGGCGCGUGCUCACUCAUGUCGUUGAGCAUUUAAUGGAGACUUGUCCUACAAAUCCGCGAGCUCAAAUCUGCUACGUUAGACUCCCCGUCGAGGGAAUCAAACCAACAUCUCCACAGUUCCCUCGUGCCUUCGGGAACUCUCUAAGCCGGCUAAAAGAACUUGCGGGAGCUGGCUCCGCCCAGGAACUAUCAAAAGAAGUUGCCAGAUGGCUGGUCUCGAUUAGUUCAACAGACGGUCUUGAUCCAGCUCUUCGUCAGGUUGUAGAAGCCACCCUUAGAAAUGCGGAGCGAACAUCAACUUAAAAUUCAGCUCUUGCAGGGAGGGGUUAACAGCCAGGACAGCUCACUUCAUAUUUUUCGUGAGACUAUUUAUUCAUUUUUCACGGUAGCUUUUUUUAAAAAAAAAAAGGGCAGGCGUUUCUGGUUGAUGCACGGAUGACACAGCAUCUCGGCGUUCACAAAAAUAACGGACAUGGAUGUUGGAUUCAGUUGGAAUCCACCUUUCUAUCUUUUGUAUAG